ACCACUCAAACCAUAGUCCAUUUGAUCCAUCUAGUGUAUGGGAAGCAGAGGAAUGGCUUCCAUUUCUCUAGAUCCAAGAUUGAGCAUCCAAAUGGACAAGAACCUCUAUCAAAAUGGAGUUGUGGUUGAAAAGGUUGAAGGCCUCAUUAGAGUUUAUAAUGAUGGGCAUGUCGAAAGACCUGCCAUAGUUCCCCAUGUCCCUUGCACAGUGGCUUUAGAACUUGGUGUGACAGUGAAGGAUGUAGUCAUUGAAAAGUACAGUAACUUAUGGGCGCGGUUUUACGUCCCGAGCUGCCUGGCAGGCAAGCUGCCUCUGCUUGUUUACUUCCAUGGAGGUGGAUUUUGCGUGGGCUCAGCUUCUUGGAGCUGCUACCACGGGUUCCUAGCCGACCUUGCUUCCAAAGCAGGCUGCUUGAUCAUGUCCGUGAACUAUCGUCUAGCCCCUGAAAAUCGUCUCCCAGCUGCAUAUGAGGAUGGUUUCAAUGCUGUCAUGUGGGUGAAAAACCAAGCCCUGAAUGGAGCUGGUGAGCAGAAAUGGUGGUUGAGUCGGUGCAAUUUGUCUAGCUUGUUCCUAGCUGGCGACAGUGCUGGUGCCAACAUAGCUUACAAUGUGGCCACACGUCUCGGAUCAUCAGAUACCACCUUUCUAAAGCCACUGUCUCUCAAAGGCACCAUCCUGAUCCAGCCCUUCUUUGGGGGAGAGGCGCGAACCGGGUCUGAGAAUCACUCCACUCAACCACCCAACUCAGCACUAACUCUAUCCGCUUCCGAUACAUAUUGGCGCUUAUCACUGCCUUUGGAUGCUAACCGAGACCAUCCCUGUUGCAACCCACUAGCAAAUGGUUCAACCAGGCUGCGCACUUUGCAACUUCCACCAACAAUGGUAUGCAUAUCAGACACGGACAUACUAAAGGACAGAAACCUACAGUUCUGCACAGCCAUGGCGAACGCUGGCAAAAGAUUGGAAACAGUGAUUUACAAAGGCGUAGGCCAUGCGUUUCAAGUUCUGCAAAACUCCGACCUCUCUCAACCUCGAACCAAAGAGAUGAUUUCUCACAUCAGGGCCUUCAUCACCCAAUAAUACUAGCAUAAAGGAGUAACGUUUUCCUUUUAAGCAAUACCAGGUUGUAUUAAAACCUUAGGAAUUGUAAAAUUGAGGCAGUAAACUAGUUGUUUUGUCAGUAAAUUGUAUUCUGUAUAGACAUUUGUAUGCUCUGAGAUCAUUUCCGUGUCAAUGAAUUGAUCAUAUAAGCGGCUAUUGCUUUUGAUAC
Vitis riparia (riverbank grape) is the source of this 1271-nucleotide messenger RNA. Its product is annotated as probable carboxylesterase 17. The record is from RefSeq and is a predicted model, not a curated record. The coding region runs from base 38 to 1081 and encodes 347 amino acids. The transcript has a single exon. Lineage: Eukaryota; Viridiplantae; Streptophyta; Magnoliopsida; Vitales; Vitaceae. Gene Ontology annotation, molecular function: hydrolase activity.